GUUUGAAUGUUCUUACCAAUGAGGAACUACAAGACAAGGAAGAGUCCACCCCAGAAGCAGAUGAUUCUGAUGACCAAACGGAGCUAGAAGGCAUUUCAGAAGUCCAUAAUAAUUUUGUAAAUACACUUGAGUCAGUAUUUUGCUGGUAA
Molecule: messenger RNA, 149 nt
Organism: Dentiscutata heterogama
Lineage: Eukaryota; Fungi; Glomeromycota; Glomeromycetes; Diversisporales; Gigasporaceae
Source: the annotation of a GenBank genome assembly